AUGUCUUUUGGCACUUUCGAGCGGACCCGCCGCUGUGGAUCUUCGCGGGCCAGCCGCGAGUGCAAUCUGAGCGGGCCCGCCGCUACGCUAUGUGAGUCUGCGCGGGCUAGCCGCGAGUGCAGAGCGUUUGCGCGGGCCAGCCGCGAGCGCAGUCUGAGGCUGAACUUCUUCGCCUACCAAUCUCAAAGUCACCAGGCGAGUGUAUCUCCGUCAACAACAGGCUGGCAGACAAGCCUACAUCGAACAGCCUCAAUGGUCUCUUGCCUGGGACGCUGCAGCUUUACGUCUCCGAGGACAUCGAGCCGAGUUCCACCAAUGCGCCUACGGAGCCAGGUUCUGGACUACAUCUACCACGUGGUCUUACAUCCGGAAACCUACGGCUAUCCUCACCACCGAGGAAAUCUGAAGUGCCCUGGCGGACAUCAACAUGUGCCCCUACAGGGCUCAUGCCCCGGCAUCGGCAGCCUCACCGAAGCCGCCGCGGCAUACCAGCCUGACAUGCGCAAGGCCCUCAAAAAUGCCAUCCAGCUCGUCACUGAACUGCGGAAGGAACAAGACUUCGUGAAUGCAGACGAGCCCACGGACAACGCCGACGCUCUCUGGAUUCAAAUCCAGGGCAAGCCAGUCCCGGUCCUCACCAGGCUCCAUUCGGCGACUCGCUACAUGGCAGCUCGUGUCUUAGUCACUGAGGGCAGCCAGGACUUCAUUCAGGCCGCGCAGAGAGGGUGGAUCAGGAUCUUCGGACCGCCACAGAUGCUCCAAGUGGACUCUCACAGCAUGGUGCUCCGAGCUUGUGAGACAGUGCAAGAACCCAUCAAGCUGGCCAUAUCUCCUGGAGAAGCGCAUGAACGCCUUGCAAAGACGAACCGACUACUACGCCGAGCACUGGACAUCUUCCUAGGUACCAACCACACCUUCCCGGACAACUGGUCGAAGAGGAAUCCUGUGCACCUUCAGCCUUCCGAGCAAUUCCAGCAGAAGCUGCAACUACAGCUCCAGGCCAGCCAGGCCAUCUUGACAGCUGACACCGAUUAUUGUGGACAAGCUGAACCGCUGAGCAUCGGCGCCAGAGUCUACGACUGGCGCGACGCCGCCGGAACAACAACCUACGUCGAUCUCACCAAGUCCAACAAGCGGAAGCUCGAAGAUGUAAUCACUGAUGAUGAGACGGAGGAGCCCGACAACAAGAGACUUUCUGAGCUAUUAAAGCCUGAAGGACCUCUCACAGACUACUGGGAGAUCUCGCCAGAUGGCAGCGCGUUCGAGAGAGUCCAUGUGACCUCACGACGACAGCUAUUCUGUCCAUCUCCGGAAGACCCCGAUAUUCCGUACAACCAAUUGGGCAGCCUCCGGCACACGGAGAUCUAUCGCAUAGAGCCAACGACCGGCCAACAGGCCCAGGAGGACAGGUGGCGGAACAGCCAACGAAGAAUUUUACCACACCUCAGAGGGUCGCAGCACAUACGCUGGAGCACCUCUGGGGAGAUCGCUACGGCCAAUGUCAAGACCAUCCACAACAGCAACAAGGCCCUCCGGCGCGCGAAGGCCAACGCUGAUGUGGGACUGAUGUAUGAGCGCGUCACCGACAACCAGAACGACUGGAGUCUUGUCGCAUGGUCAGAUGCAGCUUUGGCCUGCCGCAAGAUCGACCCUGGCAGCGAGAGCCAAGCAGCAGCUGAAGCAGCAGACAGCCUCACCUUCGCGGCCAAUUUCUACUCCAUCAUGAUGAACCCUAACAUGGGUCUCGAGGAGAUUGAGUUGGGCAUCGUGCAGACGCCCGCUGUCCUCGUCGUGGAUGCCACAGCCCUCUACGACCUCCUGGACAAGCAAGAGGAGAAGACGUCCGAGGUCAACGGCAAGGUACGCUGGGUCUCCUCUGAAAGACAACUGGCAGACGGACUGACUAAGAUGUCAGCAGGGCAGAUCCUGGCCGAUCGACUCCGUCUUCAUUGGACUCGAUUGGUGGACGACGGCUCCUACCAGGCCGCCAGGAAGAAGACACCACAGGAGCGGAAGGAAAGCGCAUACCAAUAUGCCAUCUCCAGAGCCAAAUCAGCAAGGGAUUUGCAGCGUCAACUUCAGACGAGGGAUAACGCAGAGAUCUACCUCUGCCGCGGUGGCACCACCUACCACCUCGAGCAGUGCGCCGAGCACCGCUCCUGGGAGGUCUUGUCAAUGGGGAUCCCCGUCCUUCAGCGCUUUGCAGUCUUCGACUCGGAGCAGCUCCCAGAGCCACUGCAGCGACUUGCACAGAUUCUGGCGCCACAUGCGCGACAGGAAGGCCAUGGGCCAGUCUUCGACUCGGAGCAGCUCCCAGAGCCACUGCAGCGACUUGCGGCGGAUGACCAGAUUCUGGCGCCGCAUGCGCGACAGGAAGACAUCCCUGCGGGGCAGCGCGGACCGAUGCUAGUACCCGGCCUAGGAAUGCCGGCGCACAAAAUGCCAAUUGCGCAUCCCAGCGAUUUUGGCGACAGCUAUGGCUAUACGGACCCAGAGCCAGGUGCCGCAGGCGGGGGCAAGCUUCUGUCUUCGACUCGGAGCAGCUCCCAGAGCCACUGCAGCGACUUGCGGCGGAUGACCAGAUUCUGGCGCCGCAUGCGCGACAGGAAGGCCAUGGGCCAGCUCUUCGACUCGGAGCAGCUCCCAGAGCCACUGCAGCGACUUGCGGCGGAUGACCAGAUUCUGGCGCCGCAUGCGCGACAGGAAGGCUCGAAGGUGUGGAAUACCAGCAUCACUCACAUACAGCGUCUAGCAGACCCCAAAUGGCGAUGGUUUCAGCGCGACAUCCCUGCGGGGCAGCGCGGACCGCUGCUAGUACCCGGCCUAGGAAUGCCGGCGCACAAAAUGCCAAUUGCGCAUCCCAGCGAUUUUGGCGACAGCUAUGGCUAUACGGACCCAGAGCCAGGUGCCGCAGGUAGCUCUGCCGGUGCAAGAGGUGCUCCUGGUCUUGUAGGCAUGCUGCCUUGCAGACUCUGAGUAUGACUUGCGGCCUUUGCGCACGGAGUGCAGAUGAGCGACAUUGAGCGACAUAACGGUGUAUCUGUUCAGAAAAUAGGCCGUCCCCUAUGUACUGCUGCCCAACUGGUGGCAUUUCUAAACAUACGCAACAGUUGUCUUUAGGAAGGCAAUCCGGGCGCAAAUGUUCGAC
Molecule: messenger RNA, 3148 nt
Organism: Effrenium voratum
Lineage: Eukaryota; Dinophyceae; Suessiales; Symbiodiniaceae
Source: the annotation of a GenBank genome assembly